Molecule: messenger RNA, 906 nt
Organism: Ogataea haglerorum
Lineage: Eukaryota; Fungi; Ascomycota; Pichiomycetes; Pichiales; Pichiaceae
Exons: 1
Coding region: 1-906 (301 amino acids)
Biological process (GO): mitochondrial ATP transmembrane transport; mitochondrial ADP transmembrane transport
Cellular component (GO): mitochondrial inner membrane
Molecular function (GO): ATP:ADP antiporter activity
Source: RefSeq, a predicted model, not a curated record
AUGUCUGACCAAUCCUCUUUCUUCGUCGACUUCAUGAUGGGUGGUGUCUCCGCCGCCGUCGCCAAGACCGGUGCCGCUCCAAUCGAGAGAGUCAAGCUUUUGAUCCAAAACCAGGACGAAAUGAUCAAGCAAGGUAGACUUUCCAGAAGAUACACCGGUAUCGGUGAAUGUUUCAAGAGAACCCUGGCUGAAGAGGGUCUUAUCUCGUUCUGGAAGGGUAACACCGCCAACGUCAUCAGAUACUUCCCAACUCAGGCCUUGAACUUUGCUUUCAAGGACAAGUUCAAGAAGAUGUUCGGUUUCAAGAAGGAGGAGGGCUACUGGAAAUGGUUUGCCGGUAACUUGGCUUCCGGUGGUCUUGCUGGUGCCACCUCCUUGCUGUUCGUCUACUCUUUGGACUUCGCCAGAACCAGAUUGGCCAACGACGCCAAGUCCGCUAAGGGAGGUGAGAGACAAUUCAACGGUUUGAUCGAUGUCUACAGAAAGACUCUUGCAUCCGACGGUAUUGCUGGUCUUUACAGAGGUUUCCUGCCAUCUGUCGUUGGUAUUGUUGUCUACAGAGGUCUCUACUUCGGUCUCUACGACUCUCUUAAGCCUGUUGUCCUGGUCGGCCCUCUUGAGGGUAACUUCCUUGCCUCUUUCCUCCUGGGUUGGACUGUCACCACCGCUGCUUCUACUGCUUCCUACCCAUUGGACACUGUCAGAAGAAGAAUGAUGAUGACCUCCGGUCAAGCCGUUAAGUACAAGGGCGCUUUCGAUGCUUUCACCAAGAUUGUUGCUGCUGAGGGUAUCAGAUCUCUGUUCAAGGGUUGCGGUGCUAACAUCUUGAGAGGUGUUGCCUCUGCUGGUGUCAUCUCCAUGUACGACCAGCUGCAAAUGAUCUUGCUCGGUAAGAAGUUCAAAUAA